AUGAUUGGGGAUCGGGGACCCCAGACGACCUCACAUCACCGGUCGACGAAGCCGAUGAGGGAUGGAAGCCGCAACAAGAAUGUGCACAAGACAGCUGUGAGAUUUGGAAGCUCAAGAAGACACAGUGACUUGGACAACAUCACCGAAGAAUCCUCGCAACAAGAAGAUCAUGACCAGCAUCGGUACAUUAAUCACUAUUCUGGACUCAAAAAGAAGCAGCAGGAGCAGGAGCAGGAGGAAGCUGAUUGGGGACGCAGUCGAGGACCCACAUCUGAUCGUGAUACUCGUGAUCAGACCGUUUGA
Messenger RNA from Puccinia graminis f. sp. tritici CRL 75-36-700-3, 303 nucleotides. RefSeq lists its product as uncharacterized. The record is from RefSeq and is a predicted model, not a curated record. NCBI's taxonomy places the organism in Eukaryota, Fungi, Basidiomycota, Pucciniomycetes, Pucciniales, Pucciniaceae. Bases 1 to 303 code for a protein of 100 amino acids. The transcript is spliced from 2 exons.